This is a messenger RNA of Amblyraja radiata (thorny skate), 2278 nucleotides long. RefSeq names its product melanocortin 1 receptor (gene mc1r). Gene Ontology annotation, cellular component: membrane. The transcript has a single exon. The coding region runs from base 490 to 1443 and encodes 317 amino acids. The record is from RefSeq and is a predicted model, not a curated record. Gene Ontology annotation, molecular function: melanocortin receptor activity. Gene Ontology annotation, biological process: G protein-coupled receptor signaling pathway. NCBI's taxonomy places the organism in Eukaryota, Metazoa, Chordata, Chondrichthyes, Rajiformes, Rajidae.
UCAACGCCUGCUUUACCCGGCAGCACUUCUUUUGAAGCCAAUUCCAAAGAUGAUCAAGGAAGUAAAUCUGAAACCAAAAGAAAUUCAUCCUUAAGAAAGAGAACUUUGGAGUGUUACUUUUAUGCUUCUAAAUGUAUCAACUGAAAGAGCUACAGCAGCAAAUGCAUAUGAAAACAACACUGCAACGAGAACUUGUACUAGAUGUGGCAGAAAAGGUAUGGUCAUUUUCUGCAAAAGGCUGAUGAACACCAAAGAGGCUCCUAGCCUUCAAGCACGGGUAACUUCUUUGAUAUCUUUGGUGUACCUAACUUUAUUAAUGAUACAUUAACAACCGUAACGCUGAAAAUUAAUUCCAAGUGUUUGAAAACUUUCCAGUUGGUAGUCUUCCCUUUCAGCGGGCAAGAGACUGAUUGCUGAAAACUCCCUAACCAUCUUUCCUUCAAAGUGCCAACAUUUCGUUUUUGCAUUAUUGUUUAACAUUUGCUGAAUAUGGAUACCACGACGUUAGCUCCACAUGGAUCCGUACAAAAGGAUCUUUCGUCUCACUGGUUGCCGAAGAAUGCCAACAAUUCUUACAAUAUUUCCUCUUUGCAAUGUAGAGAAAUCGAUAUUCCAGAGGAGAUCUUCUUAACACUUGGUCUUCUCAGUUUUUUGGAAAAUAUGCUGGUUAUCAUAGCUAUUAUUAGAAACCGGAAUUUGCAUUCUCCGAUGUAUUAUUUCAUUUGCUGCCUGGCUGUGGCAGAUAUGUUGGUCAGUGUGAGUAAUACAAUAGAAACAAUUGUUAUUAUUCUAAUGGAGAAACAAGCGAUGAUUGUGCAGAACUACACCCUUAAACACAUAGACAAUCUAAUAGAUCUGAUGAUCUGUACCUCAAUGGUAUCGUCACUCUCCUUCUUGGCUGCCAUUGCAGCUGACAGGUACAUCACUAUAUUUUACGCCUUACGAUAUCAUGUCAUUAUGACCACUCGGAAUGCUGCCAUCAUCAUUGUUGGAAUCUGGAUAGUCAGCAGUGUCUCGAGCAUCUUAUUCAUCGUCUACUCGGAGAGUGGUGCGGUCAUUAUCUGCCUCAUUUCCUUCUUCUUUGCGAUGUUGUUGAUCAUGGGUGGCUUGUACUUCCACAUGUUUACUCUUGCUCAAAGUCACACCAAGAAGAUGAUGAUGCAACGGAAGAAGAGAACUGCUCACCAAGCUGCCAACAUGAAAGGAGCCAUCACACUGACAAUAUUGCUGGGACUCUUUCUCAUUUGCUGGAGUCCCUUCUUCCUCCAUCUUCUGCUCAUCAUCAGUUGUCCUAACAACCCCUAUUGUCUGUGCUUCACUUCCCACUUCAACAUGUUCCUGAUUCUCAUCAUUUGCAAUUCGGUCUUUGAUCCCAUCAUCUAUGCAUUAAGAAGCCAGGAACUACGCAAAACCGUAAAGGAAAUUGCUUUCUGCUCUUGGUAGUGGUAAUUUUUGUAAAUUUAGAUUUAAAAAAAAAUCAGUAAUACCAGCCAUCGAUGAGAUAAAUUAACUUCCUCAGGAAUCCUUAACUCUAAAGUUUCCACAAAUGCCUAUUUCCCUACUUCCCCAAGCAGAAUAUUUUCCAAGAUCAGAAAUUCUUCAUCUGUUUUGGUGCUUGCAGAAGAUUGAAAUUAUGUUUUAGUAGAUUAAUGGGAUCAGUGUUCAUCCAACCAGCACUAUCAUAGCCUUUGGUCGGUUAUGAAUAAUUGCAAUAGGAAACACAAGAUAUUUAGGUGAUGAUCAUACAUAUUAUUAUCCAUUAUGCAGUCGAUUAAUUAAAUAUGAAAAAAAUGGCAAGUGCAAUUUAUAGGAGAAAAUAAUCAAGAUAACAAAAAUUGUACUUGCAAUUUAAUUUAUUUUAGGCCUUCAAGUGUCUUUGAGAAACAGAGCAGCAGCAAACAGUUUUAAAUUUACUGCUUAUUUGUCCUCCCCUCGCAAUGAGUUAAAUUUGCAUUCCACUAGUCACCACAAAACACCACAAGUCAGAAGAAAAUAUUUCAAUGACAUGCAAAAUAAAUCGUCUGUGAGUUAUUUAAGUACUCCUGGGAUUAAAUAAAGAACAACAUGUAUGAAUAUUCUCACAGCGCAUUAGGCUAAAUCAGAUUUUUUAAAUCCAAUUCGCUGGUUUAGAAUAUGUGUUUUUCCCGUUACGUUCUCUGACUUAAUUGAUGAGGUGUCCCAGUGUUCCAGUAUACUACGCUAGCAAACCUUGGCUUUUUCCUAACGCAGCUAAACUUCAUUUGUAUUUCACUAAGUAUGCAGUUACUUUGGGUUAUGA